AUGAGAACCAAGCGGAGGGCUGGACGCCCAAAGAAGAAUGUACAGAAGGGAGCUUCUUCUGCUGCUGCUCCUCCAACUGCUGCCUCACCCGAGCAUCAUACUGCCACACAACCUUUUGCUGCUGCUGCAGCUGGCACAGCAACUCUUUCUGCUGCUUCAGCCCCUUUGACUGCAGCUGCAGCACUUAAUGCCAAUAAGCAGGCAUUCCUGAACCUUGUCGGCCAGAUUGCCCAAGAAAACCUUGGGCUGGACAAAUCUAAGGAUCUCGGGCUCCGUGGAAUGGGUUCUGGCCCUGGCUUUUAUUCGUCUUCUUCUUCAUCAAGUGGAGGUGACUCAUUCCAUGUUGAAGAUAAUAUUAGUGGCUUCGACGUUCCAGGAACUGACUGGUGGGGUGGUGAUAAAUCAGGGCGCAAACGUGGUCGGCCUAGAGAAGGGUAUGCCACAAAGAGUGUUAGCAAUUUGCAGGCUACCUCAUUGAGUGGGUUGCAUCCUUGGAGCAGUAAAGAAAAGAGAUCAAAGAAGUCGUGCCAGGAUCCCCGAUACAACGAGACGGAACUAAAAACUUCAUUUGCAAUCAUUAAGAAGAUAAUGGAUAUGGAUGAAGCUGCAUCAUUCAGCGCUCCUGUAGAUCCUGUUCCUAAUCGUAUUGAUGCAAGAGAUGCACCUAUGGAUUUUGGAACAAUAUGCAGCAAUCUUCAGAAUGGUUUCAAGUACCUAAAUGCUGAUGACGUAUACAAGGACGUGGAGUGCAUUUGGGCGCAUUGUUUGAAGUAUAACAAGAAAGGUGACUAUAUUGUAUACCUUAUGAAGAGAGUGAGGAAGAAGUUUCUGAAAUACUGGACAGCAGCUGGCUUGCGUACUGAAAUGCAAGAGACUACAGGACAACCUGAGUUUGCACCUAGUACCAAUCAAAGGACGGGACGCACCAGUUGUGAGGCUAGUUGUGCAGCGAAUCUUGUUGAUAACCCGACUCAAAAGCAACCAGCUCGGGUCACCCAAUCAAGCUACAGUCACCAGGUUCCGGUGCCUCCAUCAAGCUAUAGUCACAAGGCCCAGGUUCCUCCACUGCAGCCAACCACCAAUGAUUUGUCACAGCUGCAGUCCAGAAUCAAUGCAAAUGAUGCAGGACGUUUGUAUGCACCCUCACCGGACUCUGCUAGGAAACAAACAAAAGAUGCACGGACUCCCAGGAUGACUAAGUCCAGCCAUUCCAAGCAUCAGCCAAAUUCAAGCAUAUAUUACCUGCGACGUCGUGGGCAGAGUGUUAGUCAACAGCAACCAGCUCGGUCUCUUGUUCCAGAGAAUGAUGGGGCAAGAUCUCCAGAUGGGCCGUUCACUAAGAGUAAUUUGGGGCAAAAUGGCUUUCUGUCUACAGAUGCAGUUAACCCCACAGUUAUCAGCCAGAAUCAAGUUCAACCACAACCACCUCCAGCGAGUCAAAGCCAGCGACAUGUAUCCCAGAUACAUGAGGGAAGCAUUGCACAGCCACAACACUCUGAGCAGUUUGCUACAGCUUCACAUGCUGGAGGUGAGAAUGGCUUGAGGGGCGAGAGACAAGUUGAAUGGGAUGGUUAUCAGAUGGGAACUGUGACCCCCUCCUUUCAUAAUCCAGCCCAGCAUGAGUAUUCUGGAAAUUCCAGCAGCCCAGACAGUCCAUUAGCAGCCAUUCGUAGCUCAAAGAGGCGAGUACGAGGCCCGUCCCGGUGUCGUUUUGUGUGGGACAUGCCUGAUGGUAGCAAAAUGGUUGUUCACCUUAAUGAUUUGGGACAACCAAUUGGCUCUGAAGGAAGAAAGCUGGCUUCAUUUCUGGGCACCUUGGCACGGGAUGGUACCUUGGCUCCCCUUAACUAUGUGAAAUGGGCUGCAUUGCCAAAAGCAAACAAGGAAAACAUGUGGCAGUUGGUUCAGGCAAAGUUCGAGAUUGAUCCCAUGGCAAAAUCUUGGGUCAUGAAGUCUCUUUUUUCAAAAUGGAAGAGCUGGAAAUCAAGGUUGAAAACAUAUUAUUUCUCAUGCAAGACUGAUGAGGAACGCAUGAGGAAUCUCGACAAAAGAGUCAUUCCAGACCAGUGGCCAAGCCUCGUAUCCUAUUGGAACAAGGAAGAGGUGAAGUUGCUUUGUGCUAGGAAUAGGGCAAAUCGUGCUCAUGUAAAGCAUUCACACACCUCCGGCUCAAAGAGUUAUGCAACCAUACGAGAGGAAGAGCGUGCAAAAAGGGCGGAUGGGAAGACUCCUACUAGGGCAGAGUUGUUUGUGCUGACCCAUACACGAAAGGAUGGAAAUCCUGUAAAUGAGGAUGCUGCAGAAGUAUUUGAAAAAUUGCAAGAAAAAACUAGUCGGAGGCAGCAAAAUUCUGAAGUCAGUGAUAGUUCUCAUGACACUUUCUUCAAAGUUACAGACGAAGGAAAUAAAAAGCAUGUGAGCAUGUAUGGUCUAGGAGGACCUAGCCCUGCUACUCUUUGGGGAAGAAAGUGUGGCCAUAUCCAAUUUGCAAAAAUGGCCAUGGAAACCAAAAGGCAAGCUGAUGAGGAGGCAAACAAGAUUUUUAAUAAAGUUGAGGCAGUUUGCAGUAAAGUCGAGGUAAUGGAGCAAAAGUAUACCUCAAUGGAAGCGCAGAUUGAUAGGAUGAACUCAAACAUGGAGCUUAUGCUUCAGAAGAUGGGGGUUCCUGUGCAAUCAAGAUACAAUCACUUCAACCAGGGUGAUCAGGCAGAAGAACCAUCGUCAUCAUCGUCAAGUCAUGGAGUUCGAGCUGAUCAGGUGGUUCACAGCCGGGCAAAUUCUAGAAGGAGCCAGUACUGA
Linum trigynum is the source of this 2799-nucleotide messenger RNA. NCBI's taxonomy places the organism in Eukaryota, Viridiplantae, Streptophyta, Magnoliopsida, Malpighiales, Linaceae. The record is from the annotation of a GenBank genome assembly.